This is a messenger RNA of Phanerochaete carnosa HHB-10118-sp, 3088 nucleotides long. RefSeq lists its product as uncharacterized. The record is from RefSeq and is a predicted model, not a curated record. Gene Ontology annotation, biological process: protein phosphorylation; cellular hyperosmotic response; MAPK cascade. Lineage: Eukaryota; Fungi; Basidiomycota; Agaricomycetes; Polyporales; Phanerochaetaceae. Gene Ontology annotation, molecular function: ATP binding; MAP kinase kinase activity. The transcript has 18 exons. The coding region runs from base 25 to 1539 and encodes 504 amino acids.
CCCCCAUCACCGUCGUCGAUAGCGAUGUCGGAAUCGCCAGCACCGCCAGAUGCAACGUUCGUACGGCCCACCGCGCCGAUGCGCAACUCCACGGCCACCUCACGUCUCCUCGCCAACCGCAAGCCCAUGGCGUCCACACCCAUCCCACCGUCCUUACAGGCAAAGAUGGCUGCUAUGGCUGCGCGCAGCCAACAGCCGGGGAACACCAUGGAUGCCACAACAAAUGCGUUCCAGAGUAUGACGCUGAGAGAUAGGCCAGUGCACCCGAUGCUACGUUCUGCACAGUCUGCGCCUUCAGCGCCUGGAAAAGCCCCUGGCCCGCUCAGCGGCUUAGCCGCACGCCGUGCAGCGCCGAAGCUCAAGGUCAUGGACAUUCCAGGAGGGUCGCUGAUGCCCUCAGGCGGUGGCCCAAGCAAUGCCGGUCUCGGUGGCGGAAGGCCCAAUAUGGACGAGUUGCCGAGAAGAUCGCCUCAGCAGACAUGGGGCACGCCGUUCUCAAACUUUGGCAAGAUAGUCGAUCCAUCGGGUGCACUUAACUUCAACGGGAAGGCGGUGCUUCAUGCGAAAGGUGUCGACUUUUCCAACGGAGUCUCAUUUGCUAUCAACAUGACCCAGCUGCAGCUCGAGGAAGAGCUCGGUCGGGGUAACUACGGCACUGUAAAGAAGGUCUUCCACAAGCCCACCAAGGUGUAUAUGGCGAUGAAGGAAAUACGCUUGGAAUUGGAUGAAGCGAAACUGAACGCCGUCAUCAUGGAGUUAGACAUCCUGCACCGCGCUGCCGCACCAGAAAUUGUCGAUUUCUACGGAGCAUUUUUCAUUGAGUCCUGCGUCUACUACUGUAUGGAGUACAUGGACGCGGGUUCGCUUGACAAACUCGAACAGGACGGCAUACCAGAGCCAGUUCUCGGUCGCAUAACGGGGAGUAUGGUCCGUGGGCUCAAGUUCCUGAAGGACGACAUGCAGAUCAUUCACCGUGAUGUAAAGCCGACGAACGUUCUUGUGAGCAGGAAGGGCGAGGUAAAACUAUGCGACUUCGGUGUCUCGGGGCAGCUCGAGCGAUCGCUUGCGAAGACGAAUAUUGGCUGUCAGAGCUACAUGGCUCCGGAGCGUAUCAAAGGAGAAUCGCAGAACAACCUCGGCACCUACACCGUCUCGUCCGAUGUUUGGUCACUAGGCCUUUCCGUCAUAGAGAUGGCGCUGGGCCACUAUCCAUAUCCACCAGAGACGUACGCAAACGUGUUUGCUCAGCUUACGGCAAUCGUCCACGGAGAACCACCAGAACUACCUGAAGAGGGCUAUUCGGAUGAAGCGAGAGAUUUUGUGGUGCAGUGUCUCCACCGUGUGCCUGAGAUGCGAGCGUCGUAUGCUGAGCUUAUAGAACACCCCUUCCUGGUGCGCGACCGCACAUUAGAGGUCGACAUGGUUGGAUGGGUCGCGAAAGCCAUCGAGUCUCGCGAUGCUCGACAGCGAAAACAGCAGGAAGAGCAAAAACAUCAACAGCAGUCAUCAGAUCAAUCGCAUACUCCGUCUGAGCAAUAACUACCCUAUCCGUCGCCGUUCGCGUUCUGUCUCUGCGAGCCAGAUUAAAUUCGUCGCCCCGGCUGUAACCUACAGGUGUAUCAAUGUCUUUUUCGAUGUAGCCUUACUCUUCCCCGAAGUCGGCGACACCCUGCCACCCGCAUCUCCAUCGCCAAUAUUAUCUGGUCGUCCCGAACCGCCCAGGACCUCAGACCCUCAACCCUCUUUCCUCGUUCGCCUUCAUCCCAGUUCACCCCCUCUCGCCUCACUGCGCGCGCGUCCGGCAUUCCUGCUAUCUCAAACACGCAUUUAUCACAGUUGUUGAUCAUUCCUCAAUCCCUUUUCGGACACUAACGGGAGCGGGGUAUGCCGGUCUACCAUAGUAACUUCUCACGCGUGUUGAAUUCGGGACCUGUCGAACGGGUUGGAGACGAUGGAGAUGUCUCGCCGGACUCGGGAGCGUAGUGCUAUGAGUGCUCUACGCGCGCACAGCGGGUUCUGUGCGUAGAGUAUGAAAUUGGACAUAUAUUCUGCCGGUCUUAGACCUCAUUACCGCCUCACAUUGCUGUCAUACACACUGUUAUUUGUAUAUUCGCGCGAUCAUCUUCCUUACAUCCCGAUUUCCUCAUCACCGUCUUAGUUCAUGUCCACUGUCUGUGCAACAGCAGUCACCCUGCGUAAUCUGAUGUAUGUGUGCGCUGGACGCGAGUUGUGUUUGUGGUCAGACGAGCAGUUUACCAACGUUCAAGCCGCCCGUCAGACCGUUAUCGAUGGUGAGUAUCUCACCGUUUAUGAAGGCCGAUUCAUCUGAAGCCAGGAACAAGACCGUGUUCGCAAUUUCAAUAGGACCGCAGAAGAUAUCGGGCCGUUUGGCGACAUGUGGCUGAAAUGCAGCUGGUAAGAAAUCCGUUCCCACAGGCCCUGGCGCAAUGGCAUUGACCCGCACUCCCGUGCCGCGCGCAUUGUGCACGUGUGCGCCGCUCAUCGCCAGGUUGUGUAUCGCGGCCUUACUAGCUGUGUAUUCCAUGGCAGCGUGUGUGCCACGUAUGCCCCCAGUUGAACCUGUCAUGAUGAUGCUUCCGCCAGCUUUGAGCUUGCCGCUAGCCUCGUUGAUCUUGGCCAUCGCUAGUGGGGCAUAUUUGAGCGCGAGGAACACGGAGCCUACGUUGAUUCUCAGGCACUCGACGAAACCCGCGAGGGGGGUCUGGUCGUACGAAGGUGCCUUGGCUCCAUACGUCGCUGCAUUUGCGAAGAAGACGUCGAGCUGGCCAGACUCUUUCACUGCGCGCUCACAGAGACCCUUCACUGCAUCUUCGUCGGCUACAUCCGCCUGCACAAAUGUGAUCUUGGUGUCAAUGUACGUCUUCUCAAACGUCUCCCGCAGGACCACAAAGUUUUCGGGGUUAACGUCUGCAGCGUAGAUAUGCCGGGCGCCUUCGUCUGCAAAACGCGCUAUUGUCGCCCAGCCGAUUCCGCGCGGCGACCCUGCACCGGUGACGAUGCAAACUUUGCCUUGCAGUCUUCCAGGUCUAGAGGUCAGUUUGUCAGCCAUGACGAACGAGGUCUGAAG